Messenger RNA from Wallemia ichthyophaga EXF-994, 1878 nucleotides. Its product is annotated as Lactation elevated protein 1. Gene Ontology annotation, molecular function: ATP binding; ATP hydrolysis activity. The coding region runs from base 1 to 1878 and encodes 625 amino acids. The transcript is spliced from 3 exons. Lineage: Eukaryota; Fungi; Basidiomycota; Wallemiomycetes; Wallemiales; Wallemiaceae. Gene Ontology annotation, cellular component: mitochondrion; cytoplasm. The record is from RefSeq and is a predicted model, not a curated record.
AUGAGAUAUUCCCCCGUCGCAAGAUGGCAGAUAGUGCACACGAAUCCAGUUGAGCUGUGGAGAUCCAAGGUAGCGCUCGGAGAAAUACAGCCCGAUCAGUCUCAGCUAGCGACGCUUACGCGGCUGAAAGAGCAUCAUCGGGAGCUAGCCAGCUACACGCCGCCGCUGGAGCUUCUCAGCAGUCUGUCGCCGAUCGCGGCAGUAAUCCGCGACCACUCCGGGUACAGCUGGAGAGCGGCGUUGCGGAGGGCGGUGAAAGGGCGCGCGGGUAACGAGGUUGAGGAUGCUGAGCACCUACAGCAGCAGAAACAGACUGCGCUUGUCCGCUCUCUCACCAACUCCGAGGCCCUCGAGGAGCUGCAGACACCCAAGGGAAUCCUCCUCUAUGGCGAUCCAGGCAGCGGAAAGUCCCUUCUCCUCGAUAUCUGGUUUGGCAGCUUGCCCACUCCUCGCAAAUCCCGCAUGCAUUACCACAGCUUCAUGGCCCUUGUUUUUAGGAUCAGCUGGGAGGAGUCUCUCAGACGACAACAGGGGGCUACGUUGAAGGGCGAGCGCGAUGGACAGGCUGCACACGCUACUGCCACCACCCAAGAGGCGGAAAAUGCACUCAUGAUGCACACGUCCAUCGCUUUCGCCGUCGCUCGCAGACUGUUUCUCCACCACGGCCACAUUCUCUACCUAGAUGAGCUCCAGAUGGUCGAUAUAGCCUCCGCGGUGCUUCUGCGCGACACGCUCAGCUGGUUUCUCCGUUUCGGCGGUGUGUUGCUAUCGACAACCAACAAACCGCCUUCGCAACUCUACGGGAAGGGUAGCGUGGGGAGUGGAGGGAUGACAGAUUUUCUCUAUGCGCUCGAGCGGCGCUGCGACGGACUGGAGGUCGAUAGUGGAGUGGACUACAGGACGACCAAGGAGAGCGGUAUUGCGACGUGGUUUGUCGGAGACUCGAACCGCGUGGAGUUUGAACGCGUCGCAGGCGCGGUGAUGCCGUCACCCGUGCACGCCACUCGGCUAGUUGUGUACGGACGCGAGCUUGUCGUUUCUCGCGCGGCUGACCGAGUAGCGAGAUUCACAUUUGGAGAGCUGUGCGAUAGUCCACUUGGACCCGCCGAUUACUUAGCGCUGUCGUGUGCGUUUCACACGCUUAUCGUCGAUGAUAUACCUGUUUUACAUCUUGCACAAAAAAACCAGGCGAGACGGUUCAUUACCCUCAUAGACGCUCUCUACGAGGCAAAAUGCAGGUUAGUGGGAUGGGCAGAAGAUGACAUUACGUCGCUCUUCUUUCCCCCGUCGACGAAUAACAAGCACGCAGACGCACGCGACUCGUUAGCGUACGAGAGUGUUUCUGAAGGUAUAGAAGCGCAGUCAGCCCCACAUGUCGCUAGUGCUGGCACCGUGAGUGAUCUUUUGCCUAAAUUUACCCAGACCACCACGCAGCUCGACGGUUUGGGUAUACUCUCGGGCGAGGAUGAGAAAUUCGCUUACAGACGGGCUGUUUCGAGAUUGAGUGAGAUGCGCUCACACAGCUACCUCACUCAACACCCCAAUCGGUGGAUCAGCUUGCCCGCGUCGAGUAGAGUGUGGGAGAGGAGUGUUAAUGUUACGCGGAGUGUGGCGAAUGUGGGGCAGACUAGUAGCACAAUGGCACACCCAGCACAUUGCGAUUUCAGCGACGAAUACAGCAAUCCCGCUGGCAUGUCUCAGCGCAGAAAUGCACCAGUCUUCUCGGAUAAUCACGUCUGGGGCGUGAGAGAUGAUCACGGGAUGGCGUCGGGAGCGUGGGGCAUGGGCAGUAAGGCGUUCGAGAACUCGGAUGGCGCGAGAGUGGAACGAGCACGACGCGAACAUAGGAAAAGUCAGCGGAUGGCUCGGAGAAAAUGA